UAUCUUACCCAAGAAAUUGUAAAAGUACCUUUACAUUAUACUUUAUUUCUUGAUUAACUUUAUUCGUGUAUAACUUAUACUUGGCUUGUGUAAGAGCUUGCUGGGAAAGAAUUGAUAUAUUUUUGGGAAAUAAAGAAUGAUUCGUGUAGACUGAGGUCUAUCCGUGAUUUUAAUUAUGAAUAAAGAAAACAGUAGAUCUGCAGCUGGCCUGCGACGUUCUGCAGUAGCUGAAAGAUUAAAAUUGAGAGAGGAGUGGUCAGCUCUUAAAGGAACUGACAAAGAUUCAAAUAUUAUAACAAAACAUACAAAUAUAUUGAAGAAGAAGCAAGAUAAUAUCAAUGUAGCAAAGGAUAUGUAUUUGGCCAAUACAGUUGGUGCCAAUAUUGGUGCUGUGAAUCGUAGACUGACACGUGGUACAACUAAUACCAGUUGUGAGGCUCUGCGAGGUGUGGUCGCGCUGGUGGAUGUGGGGUCGGGAAACCGGGCGCUGGCGCUGCGGGCAGCGCUCAGCGCGCUCGGCGCCACCGUCGUACCCACCUGGAGUCACCUCGUUACACACUUAGUGUGGUCACAUGAAGGUAGUCGCAGCGUGCGUGCGCGUGCGCGUGCGCUGGCGUGUCGCGUGGUGUCACCGCUGUGGGUGGAGGCGUGUGCUGCGAGCGGCCGACGUCUGCCAGAAGACACAUUCCCUGCGCCCUCGCGACCCUCAGACCUGCCAUCACCUAAGACUUUGAGGAUCAUGCUGAAAAAAGCUGAAAUGGAGAAUAUAAGUUUAGCGGCGUUGCUAUCUGAUAGUACAGAAGAUGAUGACUCCAAGAAGCUGACACUGCGCAUGUCCAGUGAAUCUGACACCUCUAACACGUCAGCCAACACGUCAGCUGACACGUCAGCUAACACGUCACAUGAUAAAACUGACAUAGAGGCGAGAGUGAACACAGCGCCGCGACGACCUCCAACAUCUGUAAAACAAUCACAACCACAAAAGAAGUCUAAAAGAAAGUUAUUCACUCAAAAAGAACCAGAUUUAACAAAGGGUAGUGACAAUGAAUCAGAGGUGGAACGUACACAAGUUCGAUCAAAGCAGUUAACAUAUGAAGAGAAACGUGAACUAGUUCGCGCAGGGAGAUUGGCGCGCAAGUUGCUGCGUGCGCGCAACGACACGACCGCGCCGCGUGCGCACGCGCAUCACACUGACACACACACGUAUAGAGUGGUAUUAACAGGUAUGUCUAGAUCAGAACGUCAAGCAGCUCACAACGCAAUUCGUACACUAAACGGUCGUAUACAGAAACAAGUUAAUAAAACAACCACACAUGUUCUAUUAGGUUCAUGUAAACAAGACUCCAUACAAAAUGAUAACUUAAAUACAACGAAUAUGACAAAUAAUGAAAAACAAAAUAAAAAAAAUAUUAAUUACAAUCAAAUAGCGUCAAAAACUAAUAUAUCUGGAAUUAAAAAUAUACCAAAUGAUAUGACUACACUUGACAAUAUGUCAGAAUUUGACAGUUCGCAACAAAUUGACAAUGUCAACAAUAUGGCGGUAGUUGACAAUGUGACGAACGUUGAUAAUACAACAAGAUUUGGUAUUAUUGGAGUUAGAAAUGAUAAAUUAAGGACGGUAAAUGCUUUGUUGGGUGCUGCUAGAGGUUGUAGAGUUUUGUACGCAAAAUGGGCGCUGGAUUCAUUGGAGGCAAAGCAAUGGCUACAUCACUAUGUUUAUGAAGUACCUCAUUUAAGGAAAAUAGCUAUGAAAGCGCGUGUCGAAAGGCAGGCUUUAGGCAGAAUGCGCUCCGAAUAUGCGUAUGACGUAUUUAACGGUAUGCGGGUGCGGAUUUCGCCCAAUGCCGACCAGAGAGACGCGAUUGUGCAACUCCUGUCACUAUGUGGCGCUGUUGUGCAAAAUGGCGGCGACGCACAAAAUGGCGGGAACACACAGGAUGUUCGUGAUUAUGAUAUCAUUAUAGGAGUUGAAGAGAACGAAGUUAGCUCCAAAUGGGUAUUCGACAGUGUCGCUGCGGCAAGAAUGAGAACUACAAGAAGGUAUAUCAAUAAAGUGAUUCCAGAAAGUUCUGAAUCUUUUAUUCAGUAAUAUUCUCGACGACUUUUAGAUUUUUUU
Molecule: messenger RNA, 2116 nt
Organism: Papilio machaon (common yellow swallowtail)
Lineage: Eukaryota; Metazoa; Arthropoda; Insecta; Lepidoptera; Papilionidae
Product: microcephalin
Exons: 10
Coding region: 176-2089 (637 amino acids)
Biological process (GO): mitotic cell cycle
Source: RefSeq, a predicted model, not a curated record